This is a messenger RNA of Phyllopteryx taeniolatus (common seadragon), 1434 nucleotides long. RefSeq names its product vesicle transport through interaction with t-SNAREs 1A (gene vti1a). The record is from RefSeq and is a predicted model, not a curated record. The coding region runs from base 145 to 729 and encodes 194 amino acids. Gene Ontology annotation, molecular function: SNARE binding; SNAP receptor activity. Lineage: Eukaryota; Metazoa; Chordata; Actinopteri; Syngnathiformes; Syngnathidae. The transcript has 9 exons. Gene Ontology annotation, biological process: retrograde transport, endosome to Golgi; Golgi to vacuole transport; intracellular protein transport. Gene Ontology annotation, cellular component: Golgi apparatus; ER to Golgi transport vesicle membrane; SNARE complex.
AAAGGAAGAAGACGCAAACCGAAGGCAGUUCUGCUUCGGACAUGUUUUACUGUGACACAAGGAAAGAACAGCCGAAAUCCGCUGUUUAUAUUAUUCUGAGCUUGAAAUUCAAGAGAUAACUUCCAUUUAAACGCAUACGACAAAAUGUCUUCAGACUUCGAAGCCUACGAGCAGGACUUUGGAACCGUUACGGCGGAAAUAACCAACAAAAUCGGCAGAAUUCCCAAGCUGGGUGGAGAGGAGAAGACGCAGCUGGUUCUAAAUGUCGACAAACAGCUUGAAGAAGUCAGAGAGUUGUUGGAGCAGAUGGACCUGGAGGUGCGGGAGAUCCCCGUCCAGAGCCGAGCCAUGUACAACAGCCGCCUGAAGAGCUACAAGCAGGAGGUGGACAAGCUGGAGAAGGACUUUAAAAGGUCACGUAUCGCCUACAGUGACGAGGUGCGCAACGAGCUCCUGGGGGAUGACGCCAGCUCCUCGGAGAGCCAGUUGAUAAAGUUACGCGAAGAGAGAGCGCAUCUGUUGGACAACACAGAGAGGCUGGAAAGGUCAUCGCGGAGACUCGAGGCCGGCUACCAGAUAGCGGUGGAAACUGAACAAGUGGGCCAAGAGAUCCUCUCUAACCUUCACACCGACCGUGAGAAGAUCCAAAGGGCCAGAGAGAGGCUGCGAGAAACGGACGCCAACCUGGGCAAGAGCUCUCGCAUCCUCACCGGCAUGCUGAGAAGGUAAGCGGCAGGAUCAUCCAGAAUCGCGUGCUGGUCUUCGUCCUGGGAGCCUUCAUCCUCCUCACCAUCAUCCUGGCCAUCUAUUUCAAUCUGCGGGGCCACUGAUCCCCAAAACACACACACGUACAUCCAUCUUGUCACCAACACAAACACACACACGCGUGAUUAAUAGCGACAAAAGCGUUGUUGGGCUGUAAUUAGGACAAAUGGUCACCAUGAAUCAAGCUUUUCCAACAGCUGACAAGGAUUUUUUCGCCCCCCCCCCCUCCUCCUCUUCUUCUUCUUGCUUUUUGUCCUCUUUCCUCCUCUGUCAUGCUCCGGCGUCCAUCUCCAGGGAUAGAAAAAGAUUCGUAGUGUUGAUCUCAGCUCGUUCUUUUCGGACCCGUCCACAAACGGGCGGGUGGCAGGGGGACAAACUCGGAUCUUCAGAAAGUGGCUUCGGAUAUUCGGAUAGUCCUCUCGCCCAUUUCAAAGCGCCGCGGGGGAUCAAUGACGGGCAAAUCUUUUUUCGUGAUUGUUAUGAUUAGUCAGAGAUUGAAUGAAAAUCAUGACGACCCCUUUCCUUUGACGGUACAUCCGAACAACGCCGACACGUUCCCUCACACUCAACUCAACUCAACUUCAUACUGUGUGUACUAACAUUGAAAUGGAUUUCAUGUAUAAGCCUGUAAGUGAUUCUGCUAUUUAUUUAUAAAGGUGUCUUCCCGUG